Neohortaea acidophila is the source of this 1551-nucleotide messenger RNA. RefSeq lists its product as uncharacterized. Lineage: Eukaryota; Fungi; Ascomycota; Dothideomycetes; Mycosphaerellales; Teratosphaeriaceae. The transcript has a single exon. The annotation marks the transcript as partial. The record is from RefSeq and is a predicted model, not a curated record.
UCUACUACUACUUCCAAACCAAGUGAACCCACCAACAGCAACCCGCGAGUACCCCGAAACAUUCGUGCUCUGCGGGAUGGCAGAGGGGAGAAGCCCAAAGGACGCACCAUUGUCAUCUGCCUGGACGGCACGGGCGACAAAUUCGAUGCAGACAACAGCAACAUUGUGCAUCUCGUCAGCUGCCUCAAAAAGAGCGAUCCAGACCAAAUCACAUACUAUCAGUCUGGGAUUGGCACCUACGACGGUGGAGGGCUGUCGAAUGGAUUCCACGCGGCAAUGGAUAUGGCUGUGGGGAGUGGGCUGGGAGAUCACAUCCGGGACGCCUACCACUUUCUCAUGCAAAAUUACAAGGAAAAUGAUCGAAUCUGCCUGUUUGGCUUCUCGCGAGGUGCGUAUACAGCACGAUGUCUGGCUGGAAUGGUGCACAAGGUUGGUCUACUCCCAGCGCACAACCUGCAGCAGAUCCUGUUCGCAUAUCAAUACUACAAAGACGACUCGGAAGAGGGCUGGAAGAUGAGCGCCGAGUUCAAACGCACCUUUUGCAUGGACGUAUCGAUAUACUUUAUCGGCGUUUUCGACAGCGUCGCGAGUGUCGGCUUCAUCCCACGCACCCUUCCCUUGAGCAGCACGCCCUACAACAAGGCCGCCUACUUCCGCCACGCCAUGGCUCUAGACGAGCAUCGGGCAAAGUUCAAGGUCAAGCAAUUCGAAGUCAAAGACAGCAUUGACCCCGACGCGCAUUGGGAAACCAUGGCAGCGAUCCACGAAGAUGCCGCUCGCGGUCAUGCUGCCCCAUCCUUCAGCGCAAAUCUCGGGGCGGAUAGCGAGGAAGCUGAUCCGUAUUUGAGACGGAAACGAGAAGAGGCCAAAGCCAAAGAGACCGACGUGUUGGAAGUGUGGUUUACGGGUGCACACUGCGACGUGGGCGGCGGCGCCGUGCCCAACACGGAGCGGCACAAGCUCGCUCAGGUUCCCCUACGCUGGAUGCUGCGGCAGUGCUUCGCGUGCGACACGGGCAUUAUCUUCAAGGUGCACCGGCUGGCGGAGGAGGGGCUGGACGUGCACACUCUCUGGCCCACGUACACGCCGCUGGGGGUGCCGCCGCUUGCACCGCCGCCGAGCAUGGUAGAGAAGCAGCGAGAGGGGAAAUUUCCCCCGAUUGCACGGCGCUCGGCAGUGCUCAAACCCGUCGAUGAGAAAGAGCCGAGGGGCUGGCAGCAUGUAGAGCUGUGGAAGGAUCCGCACCAGCGCGAGCUGCACGACAACUGGGUGCCAGAGCAUGUCGAGGACUACUUUGACGCCAUCUCCCCCAUCCACGACGAGCUGGAAAUCGCGCGGACGUGGUGGAUUCUGGAGAUGUGGCCGAUCAAGGUGCACGUGCUACAUCGGGAUGAGUGGGUGCAAAAGGUGAGCGUGAAUCUGGGCAUGUACCGUCCGACGCGCGAGAAGGCUCCCAACUUGCAUUGGACCGUCGAACAGCGCAUCAAGGCCAUUGGGUACAGGGCACCCGUGCGCAUGGCCAGUGAUACGGUGUGGAAUAUCGUGGCGUAG